Molecule: messenger RNA, 2957 nt
Organism: Cyprinus carpio (common carp)
Lineage: Eukaryota; Metazoa; Chordata; Actinopteri; Cypriniformes; Cyprinidae
Product: glycogen synthase kinase 3 beta, genome duplicate b
Exons: 11
Coding region: 703-1962 (419 amino acids)
Biological process (GO): regulation of microtubule cytoskeleton organization; negative regulation of canonical Wnt signaling pathway; insulin receptor signaling pathway
Cellular component (GO): axon; nucleus; beta-catenin destruction complex
Molecular function (GO): tau-protein kinase activity; ATP binding; protein serine/threonine kinase activity
Source: RefSeq, a predicted model, not a curated record
GAUUCGUUCAUGAAUCUCACUCGCAUCGCUAGCAGGAGGCGUCCAGAGCGGCUGUGUCACUCGGAAGGAAACAUCUCCGGCAGGGAUUCUGUGUUUUUUUUAUAGGGCUCAAGAAAAACCUAGCGACAUCCUUACAGACAUUUUAAAGACAGAUGCAUGAAUUAUUUGCGGUUUAUCGAAUCUAGAUCAGUAUUCAGGGACUGAUGCGGCCAUGGCAAGUCUCGGUGUCAGCUUUAUCGAUACCCGCCUGCAACAUCUGAAGGAUACAAAGUGAAAGAUAAAUUAUAAUUGAGCAAGUUUAUCAGAUCUCGACAGACUUCAUCAGCGCGCAUGCGAGAUAACAGCUCUGCGCUCUGGAUAUGCUGAUGUGAACUGAUACAGGCUGAAUGUCUGUCCAAGAUAAUGUGAUUUUGUUUUUCAAUAGACAUUUUUCUGUGACAUUAUCAUCGGCGAGUCUAAAACGGGCACCCCUAAUCUGUGCCAUUUGCCUUGUAAAGUGUUUUUAAGCGGCACAUUUGUUGGUUAAUGAGCGGAUAUCUUCAUCUACAAUCAGCUGACCACAUCUGAAUCACUGCAUCAGAAGAGAUAACCUAGAGUCUUCCUUUAUUUGGAUUAAACAGAAGCUAUUCGGAACCCAGAUAUUUAGUCUUGUGUUAAAGGAGCCUAUAAGGAUCGUGGUUGAACAGUAACGGGAUCUUGGAGAUGUCAGGCCGGCCUAGGACCACCUCAUUCGCGGAGAGCUGCAAGCCAGUGCCGCAGCCUUCAGCCUUUGGCAACAUGAAAGUCAGCAGAGAUAAAGAUGGCAGUAAAGUUACAACAGUGGCCGCGACCCCCGGUCAGGGAUCUGACCGACCUCAGGAGGUCAGCUACUCGGACACAAAGGUCAUCGGGAACGGCUCGUUUGGGGUUGUUUAUCAAGCGAAGCUGUGCGAUACCGGAGAGCUGGUGGCCAUAAAGAAGGUGCUGCAGGAUAAAAGGUUUAAGAAUCGUGAGUUACAGAUCAUGAGGAAGUUGGAUCAUUGUAACAUUGUCCGUCUGCGCUACUUCUUCUACUCCAGCGGAGACAAAAAGGAUGAGGUCUAUCUGAAUCUGGUGAUGGACUACGUGCCUGAAAACGUGUACCGAGUGGCCAGACACUACAGCAAAGCCAAACAGAAUCUGCCCAUGGUCUAUGUCAAGCUAUAUAUGUACCAGCUGUUCCGCAGCUUGGCAUAUAUCCACUCGUAUGGGAUCUGCCAUCGAGACAUCAAGCCGCAGAACCUCCUGCUCGACCCAGAGACAGCUGUACUCAAACUCUGUGACUUUGGAAGUGCUAAGCAGCUGGCGCGUGGUGAGCCUAAUGUUUCCUACAUCUGCUCGCGCUACUACAGAGCCCCUGAGCUCAUUUUCCAAACAACACACCACAACCACAGCAAAGACAUUUGGUCGGCGGGAUGUGUACUGGCCGAGCUGCUGCUUGGACAGCCGAUUUUUCCUGGUGACAGUGGUGUCGAUCAGCUCGUUGAAAUCAUCAAGGUGCUGGGAACUCCUACACGAGAGCAGAUCCGGCAGAUGAACCCAAAUUACACUGAAUUCAAGUUUCCACAGAUAAAGGCACACCCGUGGACAAAGGUUUUCCGGCCCCGGACCCCUCCGGAGGCGAUAGCUCUGUGUUCCCGAUUAUUGGAGUACACGCCUACGGCCCGACUCACUCCUCUGGAGGCCUGCGCUCACACUUUCUUCGACGAGCUCCGUGAGCCCAACCUCAAGCUCCCGAAUGGAAGAGAGCGGCCUGUGCUGUUUAAUUUCACUACACAGGAGUUGUCCAGUAACCCCUCGCUGGCCUCCAUACUCAUUCCAGCACAUGCUCAGAACCAGGUGGAAAACUCUUCCCAGUCUGCCUUGGCUGCAACAGGUGCCAACAGCGGUGAUCGUGGUCUGAACACCAACGCUGCCUCUGCCGCCCCCAAUCCUUCAACUUGAACCCCAUCCACCCAUCAAUGAGCCACUUUUACGCUGCUGCUUAUUAGUCACGGCCACUCCCCGGGUCAAUGGCGUGGCUAAAACUAACCGAAAAGCUCAUGAUAUGAUGGAUGCACCAAACCAAACCUUCCCCAGUCAUUGUCUUUGUUUUUUUUAUUAUUAUUGUUUUAUUUAUUGCUCUAAAGGAUGAAUCGAGGGCUCAGAAACACCACCCCAGGAUUAUCUGCAGUGAUUUUUAACAAUUCUCUCUGUCUCUCCUUUUCUCUCUCUAUAUAUACACGUAUAUAAACCGUUACACAUAGAAAUAAGUUUUCAUAUGUCUACUUUGACAUUUUUUAAAGGGAAAUCUGUAUGCUGUAGCCGCUUCUUCUUUUAUAAUUGUCUCGGGUCCCUUCCUUGUCACCUAUGCCUAGAGACUAUGAGCUGACACAGACGGCACAGGUGGGAUUCAAGAAAGCUGGUUUCUUAUUGGUCGAUGCGCCCAAAUUCUGAACGGCAUGGACUGAUUUCCAGGGCUUGUGUACAUUCUGUAAACUAUGUGAAAUAUAUGCUAAUGACUUUUGCCUUUUCCCUCAGUAUUGGGCAGAUAUGUUGUAUGCUUAAGCUGUAUGCUGCUGUGUCCUCUUUGUUUUCCACCACUUUUGGACAAAUUACAUUAUCCAUUUGUUUCCUGCUCGUCUUCCCCUUUCCCAUUGUAUAAUACUUCACUGAACUCUACAGAUGUUGACACACACUUAAUAUUGGAUCAUUUUCUGUGAGUGAGAGUGUGUCUGUGAGCGCAUGCUGUACGUCUUAUGUCUAUAAAUACUGUAUGCUGAUUAGUGAGCUAAAUGAAUUAAGCACGAAUUUAAGGAAAAUGAUAAUCAGGACCUUAAAGGGAUAGUUCACCCAAAAAUUCUGUCAUUAAUUACUCACCCUCAUGUUGUUCCAAACCCGUAAGACCUUCGUUCAUCUUCAGAACCCAAAUUAAGAUAUUUUUGAUGAAAUCCAAGAGC